This is a messenger RNA of Penicillium concentricum, 1302 nucleotides long. RefSeq lists its product as uncharacterized. The coding region runs from base 1 to 1302 and encodes 433 amino acids. NCBI's taxonomy places the organism in Eukaryota, Fungi, Ascomycota, Eurotiomycetes, Eurotiales, Aspergillaceae. The record is from RefSeq and is a predicted model, not a curated record. The transcript has a single exon.
AUGUCAUUGCGUCCUCUAGGAUAUCAGUGCAACCUAUCCUAUGCGCAAUUCUUCCGCAAUGGACCGCAAACACGACACAAUAUAACACAACACCUAAGAUCCUUUUCUCAAUUACGCGACACCCAUUGCACACAUCGCUGGUCUGCGACAAGUCCGCACCAUGCCAACAAACCUUCGUUUUCGCUACGGAGCUUGCUCGGUGAUCUCUUGAGACCUGCACACACUCCCCGGAGCCAUGGCAAGGGAUCAUGGACUCAACAAUGUCGCCAUGAGACGACUGCUGCCAAAGAGCCAGAACUCUGCGUGCACUGUGGGGCAAACACCAUUCCCAAGGCUCGAAGACACGUCGAAGCUGGCAAUCUCUCUAGCGGCUGGCACUGCAAAGCGUGUGUUCGGAACAUCCGUACCCAUGGCCAUCUACCAAAUGAGGAACAACUUGAAGCGAUCCAUCGGCGAAGACUGGUCAGGGCGAGUGGAGAGGCAAGCAAAAUAAGUCCAUGCAGGCACUGCGGCACGAUGACUGCCCCGAGAAGUAGCCGUAAAUUCAUUGACACGAAUAACCCUGCUGCUGGGUUUCACUGCCGGACAUGCGUUCGACAUUUCAAUCAUCACGGUAACCUCCCAACCGAGCAAGAUCUCGCAGCGUUCCAGUACCGCAAAGAGAUGCGGAGUAGGCGUCCUACUGCCGCCCAAAAAAAGAAAGCAGAAGAUAUUUCGAGAGAAUCCAUGGCUCACAACCAUUCCAAAUCCCCCAAACAGAUGAAACAGAGCCGCGGUGAAUAUCCCUGCAUGCACUGUGGUGACAAAACCAUCUCCAGCAGCAAGCGUAGGCUUGUUGAACCCCAGAAUCCUGCGGCAGGUUACUACUGCCAGCCAUGCACGCGGUCUCUACUUGAAAAUGACGCCUUACCCAGCACCGUCAAAAUUGCCGCGCUCAGAAAGCUCAGAGAGACCCGUAUGCAAAGCAACCCCCGAGUCUUGAAGAGCCCUUGUCUGCACUGCGGUGAGAUCACCGCCCCCAGCAGCAAGCGCCGACUCGUGGAGUCGAAGAACCCACAGUCCGGGUAUUACUGCCGCGCCUGUGCGGACUGUUUAAUUGAAACCAAUUCGCUGCCCAGCGAUAUACGUCUUGCAGUUCGCCGAGCGCGAGAGCAGGUCAGGCUGAAAAACUUGCGGGCCAGUCAAUCUAAACAAUCGCAAUCUCCGGUCUCUGGGGAGAGAGAAGCCACAACGGAUACCCCCACAGACAAGACCGCAAAGGCUUGUGCGCACUGCAAAACCGAGGAAACCACGGGCCCCUGA